AUGAUUUGGCUACGAGAGAAUCCCACUAUAAAAGCAGGCGCAUCAGCGACAAUCGGAAGAAGAAGUGACCAAUUCGUCGAACUCAGAAGUGAAUCGGAGAAGAGAACGAUGAGCACCGGAGGAGAAAACAGAGCGACGGUCACGAACAAGCAAGUCAGAUUAAGAGACCACGUGAGUGGUUUCCCCAAGGAAUCGGAUUUCGAUUUCACCACCACCACCGUCGAGCUUAGGGUUCCGGAGGGGUCUAAGUCGGUUCUGGUGAAGAAUCUCUAUCUGUCAUGCGAUCCUUACAUGCGGACUCGCAUGGGGAAGCCGGAUGCUUCUGCUCUUGCUCAAGGUUUCGCUGUCGGCCAGAACGAGUAUUAUUAUAAUGAUAUACUCGGCGAUAGUAUGUUGCGUUGCUAUUUCAACCAUAAAUCUCUCUGGAUGCUUCUUAUUCAUGAUACGAAAACGUUCAUCCUUAAGACUGGUGUUCUUGAAGACUAUGAGAAGAAAUCUUCAAUACCAAUUUACGGGUUUGGAGUGUCUAGGGUGAUGGAAUCUGGGCAUCCAGAUUACAAGAAAGGCGACUUGCUCUGGGGAAUGGUUGGAUGGGAGGAGUACAGUGUCAUUACCCCAAUUCCUGACAUGCAUUUCAAGAUCCAUGAUACCAGUGUCCCCUUGUCCUACUACACUGGGCUUCUCGGUAUGCCCGGUAUGACCGCUUAUGCUGGGUUUUAUGAAGUCUGUUCCCCGAAGAAAGGAGAGACAGUUUACGUGUCGGCUGCUUCUGGUGCAGUUGGUCAGCUUGUUGGACAAUUCGCCAAGAUGAUGGGCUGUUAUGUUGUUGGAAGCGCCGGGAGUAAACAAAAGGUUGAUCUCCUCAAGACCAAGUUUGGGUUUGAUGAUGCAUUUAACUACAAGGAAGAGCAAGACCUUAGUGCUGCCCUGAAAAGGUGUUUUCCCAAAGGCAUUGACAUAUACUUUGAGAACGUAGGAGGCAAAAUGCUAGACGCAGUGCUCUUAAACAUGAACACGCACGGGCGUAUCGCUGUCUGUGGAAUGAUCUCACAGUACAAUCUUCAGGAACAGGAAGGCGUACACAAUCUAUCCAGCAUAAUCUACAAGCGAAUCCGCAUUCAAGGCUUUGCAGUUUUUGAUUUCUACGACAAAUACUCAAAGUUCUUGGAGUUUGUGAUUCCGUGCAUCAAAGAAGGGAAGAUAGCUUACGUGGAAGAUGUAGCUGAAGGACUCGAGAAAGGUCCCGAGGCUCUUGUGGGACUCUUCCAUGGUAAGAACGUUGGGAAACAAGUUGUUGUUGUCGCUCGUGACUUAAUCACCUCCCAACACCUUCGAUCUUAUGAUUCCGGCUGGAUCAAAGACGGUCUACGAGAGAAUGAGAAUCCCACUAUAAAAGCAGGCGCAUCCGCGACAAUCGGAAGAAGAAGUGACCAAUUCGUCGAACUCAGAAGUGAAUCGGAGAAGAGAACGAUGAGCACCGGAGGAGAUAACGGAGCGACGGUCACGAACAAGCAAGUCAGAUUAAGAGACCACGUGAGUGGUUUCCCCAAGGAAUCGGAUUUCGAUUUCACCACCACCACCGUCGAGCUUAGGGUUCCGGAGGGAUCUAAGUCGGUUCUGGUUAAGAAUCUCUAUCUGUCAUGCGAUCCUUAUAUGCGGACUCGCAUGGGGAAGCCUGAUACUUCUGCUCUUACUCAAGCCUUCACUGUCGGCCAGCCAAUCUCCGGGUAUGGAGUGUCUAGGGUGAUAGAAUCUGGGCAUCCAGAUUACAAAAAAGGCGACUUUCUCUGGGGAAUGGUUGGAUGGGAGGAGUACAGUGUCAUUACCCCAAUUCCUGGCAUGCAGCAUUUCAAGAUCAAUGAUACCGAUGUUCCAUUGUCCUACUACACUGGGCUUCUUGGUAUGCUAUAUCCCGACCUUGCUCACUUGCAAAGCUUAGCAGCCGAGUGGAUUAGUAUGCCCGGUAUGACCGCCUAUGCUGGGUUUUAUGAAGUCUGUUCCCCGAAGAAAGGAGAGACAGUUUACGUGUCGGCUGCAUCUGGUGCAGUUGGUCAGCUUGUUGGACAAUUCGCCAAGAUGAUGGGCUGUUAUGUUGUUGGAAGCGCCGGGAGUAAACAAAAGGUUGAUCUCCUCAAGACCAAGUUUGGGUUUGAUGAUGCAUUUAACUACAAGGAAGAGCAAGACCUUAGUGCUGCCCUGAAAAGGUGUUUUCCCAAAGGCAUUGACAUAUACUUUGAGAACGUAGGAGGCAAAAUGCUAGACGCGGUGCUCUUAAACAUGAACACGCACGGGCGUAUCGCUGUCUGUGGAAUGAUCUCACAGUACAACCUUGAGGAACAGGAAGGCGUACACAAUCUAUCCAGCAUAAUCUACAAACGAAUCCGCAUUCAAGGCUUUGUAGUCGUUGAUUUCUACGACAAAUACGCAAAGUUCUUGGAGUUUGUGAUUCCGUGCAUCAAAGAAGGGAAGAUAGCGUACGUGGAAGAUGUUGCUGAAGGACUCGAGAAAGGUCCUGAGGCUCUUGUGGGACUCUUCCAUGGUAAGAACGUUGGGAAACAAGUCGUUGUGACGCUUGGGGGAGUGAUCGGAGCAACGGUAGUGAGCAACAAGCAAGUCGUGUUCCGAGAUUACGUCACCGGAUUCCCCAAGGAAUCAGACCUCUUAAUCACCUCCAACACCGUCGAUCUUAGGAUUCCGGCUGGAUCAACGACGGUGUUGCUAAAGAAUCUCUACUUGUCUUGUGAUCCAUACAUGCGUAAUCGUAUGAGAAAGCCUGAUCCCUCGCGUCCUGCUACUGCUCAGUCCUUCCUUCCCGGGAAGCCUAUCUCUGGGUUUGGAGUGUCUAAAGUGAUGGAUUCAGGGCACCCAGAUUACAAAGAAGGCGACUUGCUUUGGGGAGCUGUUGGAUGGGAGGAGUACAGUGUUAUCACCCCAAUUCCUAAUCUCCAUUUCAAGAUCCAUCAUACAGAUUUUCCAUUAUCUUACUACACCGGACUUCUUGGUAUGCCUGGUAUGACUGCAUAUGCUGGGUUUUACGAGAUAUGUUCUCCAAAGAAAGGAGAGACCGUGUUUGUGUCGGCUGCCUCUGGCGCUGUUGGUCAGCUUGUUGGACAAUUUGCUAAGUUGAUGGGUUGUUAUGUCGUUGGAAGUGCCGGAACCAAAGAUAAGGUUGAUCUCCUCAAGAACAAGCUUGGAUUCGAUGAUGCAUUUAACUACAAGGAAGAAAACGACCUCAAUGCUGCCUUAAAGAGGUGUUUCCCUGAAGGCAUUGACAUAUACUUUGAGAACGUGGGAGGCAGAAUGAUGGACGCAGUGAUCCUAAACAUGAGACCACACGGCCGUAUCGCAGCAUGUGGGAUGAUCUCGCAGUACAAUCUGCAGAUCCCGGAAGGAGUAUACAACCUCUCGCUCAUUACUUACAAACGAAUCCGUAUCCAAGGGUUUAACGCCAUCGACUACUUCCACAAAUACUCUGAGUUCUCCGAGUUUGUGGUUCCGUAUAUAAGAGAAAGCAAGAUCACGUAUGUGGAAGAUGUUGCUGAUGGACUCGAGAGUGCUCCUGCUGCUCUCGUUGGGCUCUUUCACGGUAAGAACGUUGGGAAGCAGCUCGUCGUGGUUUCUCGUGAGAAGAAAUGA
Molecule: messenger RNA, 3636 nt
Organism: Thlaspi arvense
Lineage: Eukaryota; Viridiplantae; Streptophyta; Magnoliopsida; Brassicales; Brassicaceae
Source: the annotation of a GenBank genome assembly